This is a messenger RNA of Seminavis robusta, 507 nucleotides long. The record is from the annotation of a GenBank genome assembly. NCBI's taxonomy places the organism in Eukaryota, Bacillariophyta, Bacillariophyceae, Naviculales, Naviculaceae.
AUGGUGACCAGUACUACUGCUAAGAAACCACACAGUUAUAUGGACAACGAGGGGAAUCUGCAGUCGGCUCCUCGCGGCAAGAAUGAUUUUGGAGAGGGGUUCCGCAUGUGGGCCGCAGCCAGUAACGACGGCGGCGAGAAUUCCUUCUUGUCGAGAGGUGUGAUUAUGGAGUACCUGGAAAAGAAGAAGGACGGGAAAAUCAGUGGGGACAUGCAUGGCGGAGGCGACAAAAACUCCAAGGGCAAACCGCGGAAACUCCGGAGUAUGGAUGGCAGCAAUGGGCGUCGUGGUGGUGGCGGCCGAGCGCAAUCACAUCAAUCACAUCAUUGCGAAAUUGACGAUGAAGGACUAGAGGUACACGAAGAGCAACCAAAGCCAAAACGCUCGUACAGGACUCAACGAAAAGACCCCACAGUCCACAAGUUUGGAAAGAAACAGUACAGAAUCGGAAUGCAACCGCAUCAAAAUUCCGAUGGGAUCAUGAUGACCAGAUCCAGCACGAAAUAG